GGAGGGAAGAGGAGGGAGGGGCGGGCCAAGAUGGCGGCCGCCGUGAGGAUCCAGAGCGACUGGGCCCAGGUCCUGAGAAGGAACGAGGCCGAGGUCUGGCUGAGCUGUCACUCCCCAGGGAAACCCACUUUGUACGGCACCUUGACUUGCCAGGGCCUGGGACCGGAUGGGGUGCCGGAGGUCACCGCCUCGGAAGGAUUUGUCGUGAGCGAAGUCACCGGGAAAAGCAUCCGUAUUUCAUGUCCAAAGGAAAACGCGUCCUCCAGAUUCCUGGCACCACAGGCCACCUUUCCCAGGAUUCACACGCAGAGCGUUACGUGUCUGGACGUUUCCUGCGGGGGUGGGCUGGGCGUGAGUGCCAGCACGGAUGGGACCAUGAAGAUCUGGCAGGCGGCCAACGGAGAGAUCAGGAGGGUGUUGGAAGGACAUGUGUUUGAUGUGAAUUGUUGCAGGUUUUUCCCGUCAGGGCUUGUGGUUCUGAGUGGUGGGAUGGAUGCCCAGCUGAAGGUCUGGUCGGUAGAAGAUGCCAAAUGCGCAGUCACCUUCAAAGGUCACAAAGGAGGGAUCCUGGACACGGCCAUCGUGGACCGCGGUCGGAACGUGGUUUCCGCUUCUCGGGACGGCACGGCCCGGCUGUGGGACUGCGGGCGAUCGGCCAGCUUGGGCGUCUUGGCCGCCUGCGGGACCCCUGUUAACGGCGUGGCCGUGGGGCCCGCCGACAACUCACUGAAUCUCGGCACCCCCGAGAGGGUUCCCAGUGAGCGAGAGGUCGGGACGGAGGCGAAGCUGCUGCUGCUCGCCCGCGAGGACCGUAAGCUGCAAGCAGUUGGAUUGCAGAGCAGGCAGCCGGUCUUCCUCUUCGAGGGCUCCGACGCUUUCAACUGCUGCGCUUUCCUCUCCUCCAUCUACGUCUUGGCUGGCACUCAGGACGGGAAGGUCUACCAGCUGGACGUGCGGAAUAGCGGGCGAUGGGAGCUGCUUCCUCACCCGGCAGGACCUGGACCACGUCGUCGAGCUGACCGGCGUGGACUGCGACCCCGUCUAUCAGGUGGCCGCGUGGGAGAAGCAGAUGUACACCUGCUGUCGCGACGGGCUGGUGCGCCGAUAUCGACUCUCCGACCUCUGAGGGGUGCCGCGCUUGGGCCCGGCUGCCGCUCCGAUGCCGCGACCCCCGCGACCCCCAGGCCUCGGACCUGCGGGACCCCGGGCCGCCGCCGCCGCCGCCGCUCCGGCUCACGACGCGGGGAGGGGAGAGGAGGGUCUUCGAACGCCCGGACCCGGCAGCCCCUCCCCACUGCCGCGUGGAGGCCCGGGCUCUUCUGUGCUGUGUAUUCUCUGGUUCCCUCGGGCCCCGCUGUGCGGGGUCCUGAGAGAACGUCCUCCGCUCUCUGAUUGGAAUAAAGGACUGGGGUUCCCGGAGCCCCCGGAGCCCGGCA
Molecule: messenger RNA, 1436 nt
Organism: Ornithorhynchus anatinus (platypus)
Lineage: Eukaryota; Metazoa; Chordata; Mammalia; Monotremata; Ornithorhynchidae
Gene: PAAF1
Product: proteasomal ATPase associated factor 1
Exons: 11
Coding region: 31-1392 (453 amino acids)
Molecular function (GO): protein binding
Source: RefSeq, a predicted model, not a curated record